This is a messenger RNA of Onthophagus taurus, 3151 nucleotides long. Its product is annotated as Protein kinase C. The record is from RefSeq and is a predicted model, not a curated record. NCBI's taxonomy places the organism in Eukaryota, Metazoa, Arthropoda, Insecta, Coleoptera, Scarabaeidae. Gene Ontology annotation, biological process: protein phosphorylation. Gene Ontology annotation, molecular function: ATP binding; diacylglycerol-dependent serine/threonine kinase activity.
CAUCUGUCAAGUGGUGGCGGCGACGACGGCGACGGCGUCCGCUAACAAAAAAAACUCGUUCGCGUUUCCUUAUGUAGUGAGAGACGAUUGUCGCGACCACAUCUUAAUCUUUCACUUUUCCUUACAAAAAAGAAGUUGAAACAGUGUUUGCGAAUAUACAGUGGUUUUAAAGAAACUGGAAGGAUAAAAAACGAUCAAAGGGGGGUUCGUCGUUAGUUCCUCUCCCCUAAGGUAGUGAAAGGGGUGCGCGCGUGUCGAAAGAGAACGAACGAACGGCGGCCACGCGGCGGCGACGGCGGCGGCGGCGGUUUUGGGGGCGCAGUCCCAAAUGUUUACCGGGAACGUUCGCGUGAAAAUCUGCGAGGCAUCCGGGUUAAGACCCACGGAUCGCCAGAAGAGGCAGUACGUGACUUUUGGAAAACCGGACGAACAGUUGAUUGAUCCGUACGUGACCGUCGAUGUGGACGAGGUGCAUGUGGACCGUUCAACAACCAAACAGAAAACGUUCGACCCCGUUUGGAAUGAAUCGUUUGAGCACAGUGUCGAAAAUGCAAAACAGAUCACCCUCACGGUUUUUCACAAUGCUACAAUACCGCCAGAUGAUUUUGUUGCAAAUUGUAGCAUCCCUUUUGAGGAUUUAUUAUCGAGGGAACGUGAUGAAGGAGAUUUUUGGGUUAAUUUGGAACCAAAAGGACGAUUACAUGUUCGUAUCGACUUAAAAACAACAAAUGAAUUUCAAGGGGCUAAACCAAGGGAGUUUAAAGAACGCCAAGGUUUCAAUCGGCGUCGCGGGGCGAUGCGACGUCGUGUACACCAGGUCAACGGGCACAAAUUUAUGGCAACGUUUUUGCGUCAACCUACUUUUUGUUCUCAUUGCAGGGAAUUUAUAUGGGGUUUGGGAAAACAGGGCUAUCAAUGUCAAGUAUGCACCUGCGUUGUACACAAGAGAUGUCACCUUCUGGUUGUCACCAAGUGUCCCGGCAUGAAAGAUGAGUCAAGUUCUCAAAGUACAGGAUUCAACGUAAACAUCCCGCAUCGUUUCGUCGUGCACAAUUACAAACGAUUUACAUUUUGCGAUCAUUGCGGCUCACUUCUGUAUGGUUUGAUAAGGCAAGGUUUACAAUGUGAAGUAUGCUCAUUAAAUGUGCACAAACGUUGCCAAAAGAACGUGGCUAAUAAUUGUGGAAUAAAUACUAAACAAAUGGCACAAAUACUGAAUGAAAUCGGAGUUACUCCCGCUGAUAAACAAACGCCGAGACGAUCAAAAUACGUUCCGGUAGACGGGGCUACCUGUGAUGAUCCUCAAACGAGUGAAACAGAAAGUUUGGUUAGAGCGGAAAAUCCUUUAAAUACUGAUGAAAGAUUAGCGAAAUUGUUUGAAGAAAAACUAUCGAAUAACGGUGGAAAUGAAUAUCAUUCAACGCCGGGGAAAUUAGGUGUUGAUGAUUUUCAUUUUAUUAAAGUUUUGGGUAAAGGUUCGUUUGGUAAAGUUAUGUUGGCUGAGAAAAAAGAUACCGAUGAAGUUUAUGCGGUUAAAAUUUUAAAGAAAGAUGUUAUCAUACAAGACGAUGACGUUGAUUGUACCAUGACGGAAAAACGUAUUUUAGCUUUGGCUGCUAAGCAUCCUUUUUUAACCGCAAUUCAUUCGUGUUUCCAAACUCAAGAAAGAUUAUUUUUCGUUAUGGAAUAUGUUAACGGCGGUGAUUUAAUGUUUCAAAUUCAGAAGGCGCGAAAAUUUGAUGAACCCCGAGCUAGAUUUUACGCGGCCGAAGUAACUUUGGCGUUACAAUUUUUACACAAACAUGGCGUCAUUUAUCGCGAUUUAAAAUUGGAUAAUAUUUUGUUAGAUUUCGAAGGACAUUGCAAGUUAGCCGAUUUUGGUAUGUGUAAAGAAGGUAUUCUUGAUGGUUUAACCACAACUACCUUUUGUGGAACGCCGGAUUACAUAGCGCCGGAAAUCUUGCAAGAACUUGAUUAUGGUGCUAGUGUUGACUGGUGGGCUUUAGGAGUAUUGAUGUACGAAAUGAUGGCCGGCCAACCACCAUUUGAAGCCGAUAAUGAGGACGAUCUUUUCGAGUCGAUUCUUCACGAUGAUGUCUUAUAUCCGGUUUGGUUAAGUCGCGAAGCCGUUAGUAUAUUAAAAGGAUUUAUGACUAAGAAUCCUAGCAAAAGAUUGGGUUGUGUUACUGCUCAUGGAUGUGAAGCCGCAAUUAGACAACACGCUUUCUUUAAAGAUAUAGAUUGGACAGCUUUAGAGCAACGGAGAGUUCGGCCACCGUUUAAACCAAAAAUCAAAAGUAAAAAAGAUACAAUAAACUUCGAUACGGAAUUUACAAAAGAAGAACCGAUAUUAACACCUGUUAAUCCGGAGGUGGUUCGUACAAUUAACCAGGAAGAGUUCAAGGGGUUCUCGUUUAUGAACCGCGAUUACAAUCCGGCGCGUUUCGUUGCCGAUUAACGGGCCAUCGUUUUGGAGGACGUUUGUAGCUACGGAAACGACGACGAGAACCACUACCACCACCGCCGUGGGACCCGACGACGAAGACGACGACGGGGCCAGGCCGGGCCACCGAGUGCAAUACCGAAGCUGCCUCCCGUCUUCUCCCCCGUUCAGAUUGUGGUCGACGUGCAUUUCCGAGAAAUGUACAUACCAUUACACGUUGUUACACUAUACAUAAUAAUAAUAAUUUAAAAAAUAAAAAAACAUGAAGAUUACAUUAUAAAAAAAUAUGGAUUUAAAAAAAAUGAAAAUAAUAUUAUAUCACGCUGUAUACAUAUACAUAAUAUUACGGUGUUUUAAUGUAUAUUUAUUCGAUGUGAGCUUAGCUGGGUCGUUUGCGGCCAUUAAAAACCCAAAAAGUGGAUGUUAGGUCUGUGUUUUAGCACUAGCCACGCCCUUCCCCUCCUAAUUCCUGUACCUACAUACCAUAACCUCCCUUUUCUCUCUCUCUCUAUCUAUCUCUAGUCUCACGCUACUUGCUCCGUUUGUGCCAAACCAUCCCGGCCACGCGUUGUUAUGUUUAUAUAAUGUUUGUACUAGCGAAUUGUACCAGUCUGUUUUUUGCUGUAAAUGGUGUACCUACUAUUCUCCCCCUUUCCCCCUUGAUGAUGUAAUAAUGAUUAAAUAAACAUUAUUUAAUGUACAAACAAA